Helianthus annuus (common sunflower) is the source of this 1831-nucleotide messenger RNA. RefSeq lists its product as uncharacterized. Lineage: Eukaryota; Viridiplantae; Streptophyta; Magnoliopsida; Asterales; Asteraceae. The transcript is spliced from 6 exons. The record is from RefSeq and is a predicted model, not a curated record. Bases 429 to 1550 code for a protein of 373 amino acids.
AACCCAAAAAAAAACUGGUCGGUUUUCUACAACCAUAAUCUUGAAGUCUAGAACCAACCGACCCAUGUAUAGAUUACUUGUACCUCAUUUAUAUGACCAAGUGAAGUAAAAAUUAAUCCACUAGGACACGCCACACGGUAGUAAAGCUACACCUUCGUUUAUUCCCUUCGUCUUCCACUCGCCAAAACAACAACCAAAAUUCUCUCUCUCUCUUCAAAAACCCUAAAAUCGAACAACUUCGAUCGCACCACAAAACCCCAAUUGCUUCAUUCAAUAACAAACACCCUUUUAUCCGAUCAAAAACCCCAUCAAUUCUAUACAUAUAAUCACACAUACUAAUAUUAUUAAUUUACAUACACAUAAGGAUUUGGGUUUUUUGCGAUCUUUGAUUAAAACCUGCAAAUUAGUUGUUUUUAUCAUUGUUGGGAAUGUCGAAUUCGGGUCGGAGCCGGGUCAGAGAGGACAGAUUUUACUGCCCACCGGCGAUGAGAAGGUACAACCAGCAACAGCAGAAGAUAGUACAACAAGAGGAGCAGAAAGUACAACCCUCAAAGCAGAAGCAAUCGGAGCCGUUGAUUAGCAGCAAUAGAAAUGAUGUGACUACUAAUUUGGAUCGGUUUAUGAAACACACGACUCCAGUUGUUACAGCUCAGCAUUUCCCUAAGACUAGCAUGAAGGGAUGGAGGAAUAAAGUAAACGGUUACAACCCAUAUUUUGUGCUUGGGGAUCUUUGGGAGUCUUUAAAGGAAUGGAGUGCAUAUGGAGCUGGAGUUCCUCUUGUGUUGAAUGAAAGUGAUUCAGUUGUUCAAUACUAUGUUCCUUAUUUGUCCGGCAUUCAACUUUAUGUAGAUCCGACAACACCCCUAACCAAAAUAAGGCCAGGUGAAGAAAGCGAUUCUGAUUCAUCAAGAGCCACGAGUAGCGAUGGUAGUUAUGAGCCUCGAGUUGAAAAAAAUAAUGUCGGUUCAGUUGCUAAAAACUUCAAUAAUUUGAAACUGAGAGGUGGUGAUUAUUUUAUCGGAAACGGUCUCGAAGAAAGUGAGAUUAGAAAUCCUCCUGGGCAUUUAAUAUUUGAAUACUUUGAACAUGCGUUACCGUAUCAUCGUGCGCCUAUAGCUGACAAGAUUUCAGAUCUUGCAUCGAAGUUCCCAGAACUGAAAACGUAUCGGAGUUGUGAUUUAACUCAAUCAAGUUGGGUUUCCAUUGCUUGGUAUCCCAUAUACAGAAUUCCAGUCGGUCCGUCUCUGCAGAAUCUUGAUGCUAGUUUCUUGACUUUCCAUUCUCUAUCAACACCGUUAAGAAGUGAUAAGCCACAUGAUCAUGGGCCAGCCGUAAUUAAGGUUGAUGAUGUUGGGAUGCCAUGUCAGCUCACAUUGCCAAUCUUCGGACUUGCGGUUUACAAGUUCAAGACAUCCGAUUGGACCCAAAGCGGGGCCCACGGGACGGAAAUAGUGAACUCCUUUAUGAACUCGACUGAAAACUGGCUGCGGAGUUUAAACGUGUAUCACCCGGAUUUUGUGUUUUUCAAGAACCGUGAUUUCGUUCAGUAAAAUGGACGAAUGCAGGUGGCAAAACAGAUAGGUAAAACUGACUAAAGUUGUUUUUUUUUUUUUUUUUUUGGGUAUGAAAAUGGUAAAAGAAAUUAGUAGGAAGGGGUCCAUGUUUGGGGCUUUUUGAUAUGAUGUAACUUACUGUACAAACUGUGUUAUUAGCAUGUGUAAACUAAUGCUUUUAUUUGCUAAAAUAUGAAAACUAAUUAUUAGGAGGAUGUACAUACUCAUUUUGUUAUAAUGAUAUAAUAGUGUAAGAAAAGAUCCUAUACACGUGGACC